AACAAUAUGCAGAAACAAGUGGAGGUCCGAAUGCACGAGAGUGACCUUGAACCUCCAGUUCCUCCACCCGAGCCAGCAUGUGGAGGCCUCUGCGACAAAAUCAUGAAGAACUUGCUUCUGACACUCACAAUUCUUGGUGUGAUCUUAGGUUCAGUAGCUGGUGUUCUUCUGCGAUAUGCAUCUCCACUCCCUCCUGACGUCAUCAUGAUCAUUGCCUUUCCUGGUGAUAUUCUCAUGAGAAUGCUGAAGAUGCUGAUUUUGCCUCUAAUCAUCUCCAGUUUAAUCACAGGGCUGGCUGGGUUAGACGCCAAAUCUAGCGGUCGUCUUGGCACAAGAGCCAUGGUGUACUACAUGACUACAACCAUCAUCGCUGCUGUCCUGGGUGUGAUUCUGGUGCUGGCGAUCCACCCUGGCAACCCCAAGCUGAAAGCUAACCUUGGAGAAGGGAAGAAGAAUGAUGAAGUGUCCAGUUUAGAUGCCUUCUUUGAUCUCAUCAGAAACCUCUUCCCAGAGAAUUUGGUGCAGGCUUGCUUCCAGCAGAUCCAGACUGUUUCAAAUAAAGUAGAAGUAGCUCCGCCUCCUCAUCCAAAUCGAUUUGGACGAAAUGCCACCAAGGGUGCAGCUAAAUACGUCAUCAAGAAAUCUCUUCAGUUCAAGAGUGGCAUGAACGUUUUAGGUCUUAUUGGCUUCUUUGUGGCAUUUGGAAUCUGCAUGGGAAAAAUGGGCGAGAGGGCCAGGCUGAUGCUGGACUUCUUCAAUGUCCUCAACGAAAUUGUAAUGAGGCUGGUCGGCAUGAUCAUGUGGUAUUCCCCUGUGGGCAUUGCAUGCCUGAUCUGUGGAAAGAUUAUUUCCAUUAAUGAUCUGGAGGGGGUGGCCCGGCAACUGGGGAUGUACAUGGUCACUGUCAUUGUGGGCCUUAUCAUCCAUGGUGGCAUUUUCCUCCCAUUGAUAUAUUUCAUCAUCGUCCGGAAAAACCCUUUCAAAUUUUUUAUGGGAGUAUUUCAGGCCUGGGUCACUGCCUUAGGAACAGCCUCCAGUGCUGGCACGUUGCCUGUUACCUUUCGUUGCCUGGAGGAAAAUCUAGGCAUUGAUAAGAGAGUAACCCGCUUUGUCCUUCCCGUUGGUGCUACCAUCAACAUGGACGGUACGGCCCUUUAUGAGGCAGUGGCAGCCAUCUUCAUUGCACAGAUGAAUGGAGUACAGCUUGACCCUGGUCAGAUUGUCACAGUCAGCCUGACAGCCACUCUAGCUAGUGUAGGAGCAGCCAGUAUUCCCAGUGCUGGCUUGGUCACCAUGCUUCUGAUCUUGACUGCUGUGGGACUGCCAACCCAAGACAUCAGUUUACUGGUGGCAGUCGACUGGCUAUUGGAUCGUUUCCGAACAUCUGUCAAUGUUGUUGGAGACUCCUACGGGGCAGGCAUUGUGUACCACCUCUCCAAAGAUGAGCUGGACAUGUUUGACGCCCAGCAGAAGGCAGAUGACUUUGAGAUGACGAAGACACAAUCCUUCUAUGAGAAUAACACUAACCAUGGCGUAUAUGUGUCACGCAACUCCUGUCCACAAGUCCUGAUAGAUGACUGCAAGGUAACCUUGGCCCCAAAUGGUUCCCCUGCGGAGUUCUCUCUUGUUGAGGAGGAACCUUGGAUACAAGAGUAA
Messenger RNA from Colossoma macropomum (tambaqui), 1656 nucleotides. RefSeq names its product solute carrier family 1 member 2a (gene slc1a2a). Gene Ontology annotation, cellular component: plasma membrane. Gene Ontology annotation, molecular function: L-glutamate transmembrane transporter activity; glutamate:sodium symporter activity; neutral L-amino acid transmembrane transporter activity. The record is from RefSeq and is a predicted model, not a curated record. The transcript is spliced from 10 exons. Lineage: Eukaryota; Metazoa; Chordata; Actinopteri; Characiformes; Serrasalmidae. Bases 7 to 1656 code for a protein of 549 amino acids. Gene Ontology annotation, biological process: L-glutamate transmembrane transport.